CUUGUGGAUUGAACAUUGAAGAAUGGUUGAAGCGCCUCCCGUGAGAGCGAUUAAUAACAACGGCGAUCCCGCCGCUUUGCAGUUACUAAGAGUAAGACCCCUCCUCCCCCUAUACUUUCCCCUUCCCUCUUUCUCUCCCUGUCUCUCUCGCUUAUGUUAGGUUCCUCCGCGCAUUUCCCAUGGUCUCUUAUCGUCUACUCCAUAUGCAUUCUUGGAAUUCCGUUCACGAAAUGCACAUAUAUGCAAGCGAGAGAAGUUGGAAACGAAUAGAUCAGGAAAUUUCUUUUCGGGUUUGAUCAUCAUACUGAGAUCUCUUCAAAGAUAAGUUUCUGCUUUUGGAAGAAAUGGGGAGAAAGGGAAGGUGGUUCACGACGAUGAAGAAGGUGUUCAGGUCCUCUUCUAAAGAUUUGGACAAGAAGAAAAGAAAUGUAGACCAAAAUGGGAGACAUGACACCCCUCCGUUGCCGGAUGUUCUUUCUUUUGAAAACUUCCCGCCGGCUGAGACUUCCGCGGACGGUACCAACGAUGGCAGUACAGCUCCAUCUCCCGUCGUUGAAGAUAGAAAUCAUGCAAUUGCAGUUGCUGUAGCCACUGCUGCAGCGGCCGAGGCAGCAGCUGCAGCAGCUCAAGCUGCUGCUAAAGUCGUGCGGUUGGCCGGUUACGGUCGUCACUCCAAGGAAGAUAGGGCUGCCACCAUCAUACAGUCCCAUUAUAGAGGAUACCUCGCCCGGCGAGCUUUGCGCGCGUUGAAGGGCCUGGUGAGACUGCAGGCCCUAGUAAGGGGUCAUAACGUGCGCAAACAGGCGCAGAUGACCAUGCGAUGCAUGCAAUCCUUGGUGCGUGCACAAGCCAGAGUAAGAGCUCGCCGGCUCCAAUUGGCGCAUGAAAAGCUCCAGAAAAAGGUAGAACAACAACAACAACAAAAGCAACAACCACAACGACGACGAAGACUUGGGCUUGGUUUCCAAGAAGAUGAAGAAGACGCAGACGAAGAGAAAGAAGGAAACCAUGGGACAAGGAGGAGCCUGUAUUCGAAAAAAUUUGCAGUGGGGAGCUGGGACGGGGGACACCAUAGUUUAGAGACUAUCAAGGAAAACUCUCAGAAGAAACAUGAUGCCGUGAUCAGGAAGGAGAGGGCCCUUGCUUAUGCUUUUACCUACCAAAAUCAGCAUCAGCAGCCCUUGGAGUCAGACUCAAAUGGUACCGACCCCAGCUUCUUCUCCAAGGAGGGUGAAAAGCCACAGUUGGGGUGGAACUGGCUAGAACGUUGGAUGGCAUCACAACCAUGGAAUGCUCGUCCGUUGUCGCCACUAGAGAAUUCCUACGUUACUCUCACAACUACGGAUGAAAUGUCGGAGAAGACGGUCGAGAUGGACAUGGUAACACCACCCCGCUCUGAUCCAGUCAAAAUGGGCCGACACAGCAGGAAUCCGCUGGACCCAGACAAUUACACGAGUCGGCAGCAGAGACGGUCGGGGUUGGAUAAUGUCCCCAGUUACAUGUCCACGACGCAGUCCUCUAAAGCCAAGGUACGAAGUCAAGCUUCAGCCAACAAACAACAGCACAUCCCCACUGCGGUGCCGUGGAAUUCAUCAACAAGGAGAGUAACAGUUGCUAGGUCGCCCUGCGAUUCGUUGAGUUCGGGUGGUGGAACUGCUGUCUAUCAAGCGCCAUGGAGUCCAAGCCCAAAGGGCAAUGCUGCCUGCAUGCUCACCAGGAGAUAUGGAGGUUAUAGUCCAGAUUCGAGUGGUUGUGAUGAACAGACAUUGCCAUUGCCUUUCACGAGCCAUGGCCGGAGGCGUGACUCGAGAUGAUGCUUUUGGCUAGUUGGAUGCACCCAAAUAUUGAUGAGUGCUUGAUAUUUGCAAAUGCAUGCAUUACCUUACGGUUAUGCCAUAUUGACAUCCACCUCAAUGAUGUAUCGAUCGAUCGAUCUAAAAGAAUUAUAUUGAUUCGAGUUAGCAUCGUUGUGCUCGUAAAAA
This is a messenger RNA of Nelumbo nucifera (sacred lotus), 1982 nucleotides long. Its product is annotated as protein IQ-DOMAIN 21-like. The record is from RefSeq and is a predicted model, not a curated record. Gene Ontology annotation, molecular function: protein binding. NCBI's taxonomy places the organism in Eukaryota, Viridiplantae, Streptophyta, Magnoliopsida, Proteales, Nelumbonaceae.